AUGGAUUUUAUAUAUUUCUAUCUUAAUAUAUUAUUUUUAUUUUUAUCAACAUAUUUAUUAACAUAUACAUGUACAACAAAUAAAAAGAAAUAUAAAAAAAGUAAAGGUCAAAUUAAUAGAACACCCAGUGUUUUUGGUGGUAAACCAAAAAAAGGUGUUAAAAAACCAAGUUUUGAAAUUACAUCUUUUAAAGAAAAUGAACAUGAUACUAGUCAAAGUGAACUUUCAAAACAUACUGUAAAAGAAAGUGAAAGAAAAUAUCAUGCACCAGUUAAUGGUAAUUUAAUUAGACAUCCUAAUUACAAUGUAAAAGUAAAUAAAGAAUGUGAUUUAGAUGUUCCUCAAAAAGAAAAUAUAAUACAUUUACCAUCUGGAAAUGGCAAUAUAAAUAUAACUGAAAAACAAAUUUUACAAGUUACACAAAAAGUACCGUCUUCAAAUAAAGAUCAACAAGGAGGUGGAUUACCAAAACAAUCAAUGAUAAACAGUCAAAAUAUUAUUGACCCUGUAAAGACUGUAAGAGAUUGUAAUGUAGUUGAAUAUGAUAGUAAAAUGAAACAAAUAGAAGAUCCAAUAAAAACAAUAAUGUGUGCACCAGACAACAUCCAACAAAAUGAUGCAAAUGUUAUUGUUUCUGUUGAAAAUAAAAUAAAUACAAAUCAACCAUUACAAUUAUCAAAAGACAAGCCUAAUAAUGGAACAAGAAAUAAUGAAGGUAAUCUGAAACAACCAAUUUCAUCAAAAAAUGAGGAAAAAUCUGAAAAUAAAUCAUUUGUUAAUGAUUCAAAAGUAUUAAAUGAUCAAUAUGAAACAUUAAAUAAUAUUGCAGAAGCUGCACCACCACCACCUCAAUUAUCAGGAAUAAAAUCUAUAUGUGAAAAAAAAAUUGAAGAAAAUAAUGCUUGUAAUAAUUUAGAUCUUGGAAAAAAUAAUUUAAAAAAUACUAUAAACAAUGGAGAUAAUAAAAUUUCUGAUAAUGAUAAAAAUGAAAAAAAAGACAACCAAAUAGUAAAAGAUGAAACUAAGAAAAAAAUAAAUGUUUUUGGUGAUAAGAAAAAAGAGACUGACUUAAAAAUGAAAAGAAAGUGA
Molecule: messenger RNA, 1089 nt
Organism: Strongyloides ratti
Lineage: Eukaryota; Metazoa; Nematoda; Chromadorea; Rhabditida; Strongyloididae
Exons: 1
Coding region: 1-1089 (362 amino acids)
Source: RefSeq, a predicted model, not a curated record